This is a messenger RNA of Trachemys scripta elegans, 2645 nucleotides long. Its product is annotated as deleted in malignant brain tumors 1 protein-like. The transcript is spliced from 13 exons. Lineage: Eukaryota; Metazoa; Chordata; Testudines; Emydidae. Bases 17 to 1894 code for a protein of 625 amino acids. Gene Ontology annotation, cellular component: cell surface. The record is from RefSeq and is a predicted model, not a curated record.
UCUAAACCCAGUCAAAAUGUAUGACUCUGUGACCUUCAUUUGGCUGUUGCUUUCAUAUGCAGAGCUUUCUAUGACUCCUUCACUGGGGACCACAGCUCCACCAGGAAAUACAACACAGGGACAGAGUACUACAUAUGGAGAUCAGUGUGGUGGCUUCCUCUCAAAUCCAUCUGGGUCACUUUCUAGCCCGUAUUACCCUGGAAACGGUCUCAUCACACAGUGUGUCUGGCAAAUACAAAUAGAAUACAAUCGCAUAGCACUUGUCUUCUUUUAUGUUAGUUUGAACUGCUUUCAGGAAUUUAUUGAAAUCUAUGAUGGACCCCUGUAUGCAUCCCCCUUACUUGGGAAAAUCUGUAAUGGGUCAAAUCUCAGCUAUGUAUCAUCUUCAAACACACUGACAGUUCUAUUACACAGAGACUCUUAUAACUCAGGAUAUGGGUUUUCUGCUUAUUAUAACUCAAUUUUCCCAGCUCUUCCAAGUACUCCACCAAUCACUAUAAAUUCUCUUCCAAGUACUCCACCAACCACUAUAAAUUCAAUAAAUGGCUCGUGUGGUGGCUACCUUUCCACAGCUUCUGGAUCAUUCUCUAGUCCAUUCUUUCCUGGAAACUAUCCAGUGAAUGUAAAAUGUAUCUGGAGAAUAGGAGUCAAGAACAAUUAUUAUAUCAGACUCAUCUUUAAGCAUCUUGAGCUAGAAGCUUCAUAUAAUUGUGCUUAUGACUUUGUUGAAGUCUAUGAUGGUCCUCUGAAUACAUCUCCUUUACUUGGGAGGAUUUGUGAUGGUUCAAAUUAUACAUUUACAUCAUCUUCAAAUACAAUGACUGUUCUGUUUUCAAGUGACUUUAGUUAUACAAGAAGUGGAUUCAGUGCUUACUAUGAUUCGUUUCCAGAAAAGAACAAUGAUACAGCACUGUCAUGUUCUGGACAAUAUAUGCGUGCAGUCAUUAACAGAACCUAUCUGCAGUCAUUGGGCUACAAUGCUUGGGAUGUUUAUCUGAAUGACUCAUCCUGUGGGCCACAACAGAUCACGGAAACCUUUGUUAUAUUCAACAUACCUUUUAAUGGAUGUGGUACAAUAAGACAGGUGAAAAAUAACACUAUCACCUAUUCCAAUGUAAUCAGAACAUCUCCUUCUGGUUAUAUUAUCACAAGGGAAAACAACUUUCAGUUUCAUGUUACCUGCAAAAUGAACCAGGACACAAUGGUAGAAAUAAUGUACGUUGCCAAAGGUGCUAUUGACAUACGUGAAACCCAGCAUGGAAGAUAUGACGUGAAUAUUUCAUUUUAUGAAUCAUCAAAUUUCUCAAAUCCAGUUUACAAUUCCCCAUACUAUGUUGACUUAAACCAGGAUUUAUUCCUUCAAGCCACUCUCUACAGUUCCGAUUCCGACCUGGUGAUUUUUGCAGACACGUGCAUGGCAUCUCCAUAUUCUGAUGACUUCACAAACCUGACUUAUGAUUUAAUCAGGAAUGGAUGUGUAAGAGAUUCCACCUACAGCUCAUACUAUUCACCAAUGGGAUACAUUGUUCGUUUCAAAUUCAAUGCCUUCAAGUUUCUCAACAGACAUGCUGCCAUUUACUUGCAGUGCAAGAUAGUUGUAUGCAGGGCAUAUCAUUAUUCUUCUCGAUGCUAUCAGGGAUGUUUAGCGAGGCGCAAGAGGGAUACAAGUCCUUACCAGGAAAAAAUAGAUGUUGUUGUGGGGCCAGUCCAGCGUAAAAAAGAAACCAAGGAGGACAAAAAAUCUGAUCCACACAAGAGAGAGUUUCUGGAAAAAGACGACGUACACAGCCCAUUUGUUCUUGCCACUCUGCUCUUGGCAGGAGUUGUUUUGGUUCUCACUGGGGCCCUUUUGAGAAGUAAACUGAGGAGAAGAACUGAGUAUCAAGUGCUAUGAGAGUAUCCCAAGGCAUCACAUGAGGUGGCUCAGCCUCAUUCUUUCAUGAAUGUAUUCAAUGUCGAACAUUUGCACAAUGAUUUAAUAGAUAACAUAGUAAAUUAAAAAGGAAAGUACUUGGCUUUCAAAGGUCAACAAUAAAUGUACAGAACAUGCUCUAAUAUGCAGAGAUGUGUUCCACUAAACCUGAUUUGGAUGCACUUUAAAUGAAGAGUCUCAAAUAGGGCUUGAGGAAAAUAAAUCUUCAGUUUUGUGUGUGCAGACAAAAGUGCAUAUGCACCAAUUGUACCUGCAAUAUCUUGCCUUCGUACACACAAAUGGACAUGGAUAUGUUCAAAGUGGGUAACUGUGCAGGCAGUAGAUGGGUACACAAUUAUUUGAUUCUUGCAGCAUUUGGUGAUUUCCUAACAUGUUUAGUGUAUUUGUAUUUUGGUUACAGUGAUCAGUCUGAAUAUGUUUGGGAAGGUUUUGACUAGGUCAGUUGUAGAGAAAGGACAGCUGUGAAACUCCGAUCUGGACAUUGGGGGUGUUGAGUUCUGUGGAUUCAGGUUGGGGCCAUCUCUGCAUUUAACUAGCACAAGUAAGUGUAUUUCUCUAGAAGUAACAUGAAAAUUCCUGCCCUUGUUAAUUUAGUAAACAGUUGAUUAAAGUGAUACAUCUUGAAAUCCAACAGUUGUUUAGCAUAGGGAUGUAUAUUAAGUUUUUAUUAUACCUAAUUAAACACAUAAUCAAUCAGUAUAAAUAGUUUAAA